UGGAGCGGGGUGACAGCGCGUCCCGCCGCCCGUCACGCUCCGAGGCGUCGGCGUGAGGACGCGGGGGAGGCGGUGGGAGAGAGAGAGGCGGGUGCGCGGUGUCGGCGGCAGGCGCGGCGCGCGGGCUCCGUGAGCGCACACGUGCGUGCCGGGUCCAGGAUGCUUCUGCCUGGCCGGCGCGCCCGUGGAGCCGGGAGUGCCGCGAAGUGCCCCGCCGCAGUGUGCGGGAGUGCGCGGGGCUGCGUGCAUGCAGUCCGGCCGGCGCGGCGCCUGCAGUCACAGGGUGGAGCGUGGGCGCGCAGCCCUUUGUGCCCGCGCGUGGCGAAGCGUGCCGGGGCCAGCGUGCGCGUGGGCGCCGCCUCCCGAUCUCGCAAAGGCUGACAGCCGUCCCGGGGGCUGCUGCAGCGGCCCGGCCCUCCCGCUCCGCGCCCCGCUCCUCCUGGAAACCGAGUGCCCUUCCUCCCGCUCCCGGCUCUCCUCUGGGCUGCAGCCGGGACCUGCCCCUGGCUUCCUCGAAAGCCCAGCGGGGCGCAGGGGACGCGGGAGGCUCCGGGCGGAGAGGCAGACGCGGGAGGGAGACGCGGCCAAGAUGCCGCAGCGGCGAGCGGGGGAUGGACCCGCCAGCCCCGGUCUCCCCCUGCGCUACCGACCUCUCCUCGAGUUUCCCUCGGCGCCCCUGUUGCCUCCUCCCGGAAGGCGGGUCCCGCACGCCCCCGCCAGGCCUCCCGCAUUCCCUGGCUCUCCCUGCCUCUCCCUAGACAGGCUCGGCCACUAUUUCCCCCUCCCGCCCGCCUUCCCCUCCCUACCCGGUGCCCUCCUCUCUUCUCCUACCUUGGAGUUCCCGGGCAGUGACCGCCACUCCGCAGGAGCCCCCUGGCCCGGCUCCCCAGGUGGGCAGUGGAGCCGGCCCUGCACCUGGGCGCGCCAUGCGCAGCACCACGCUGCUGGCGUUGCUGGCGCUGGUCCUGCUGUACUUGGUGCUGGGCGCCCUGGUGUUCCGGGCGCUGGAGCAGCCCCACGAGCAGCAGGCCCAGAGGGAACUGGGUGAGCUCAGCGAGAAGUUCCUGAGGGCCCACCCGUGUGUGAGCCAGCAGCAGCUGGGGCUCUUCAUCAAGGAGGUGGCCGGCGCCCUGGGAGGGGGCGCGGACCCAGAGACCAACUCGUCCAGUAACAGCAGCCACUCGGCCUGGGACCUGGGCAGCGCCUUCUUUUUCUCAGGCACCAUCAUCACCACCAUCGGUUACGGCAACGCAGCCCUCCGCACCGACGCUGGGCGCCUCUUCUGCAUCUUCUAUGCGCUGGUGGGGAUCCCGCUGUUCGGGAUCCUGCUGGCCGGGGUCGGGGACCGGCUGGGUUCCUCCCUGCGCCGUGGCAUCGGUCACAUCGAAGCGGUCUUCCUGAAGUGGCACGUGCCCCCGGAGCUGGUGCGAGUGCUGUCGGCGAUGCUGUUUCUGCUCAUCGGCUGCCUGCUCUUUGUCCUCACGCCCACCUUCGUGUUCUGCUACAUGGAGGAGUGGAGCAAGCUGGAAGCCAUCUACUUUGUCAUAGUGACGCUCACCACUGUGGGCUUCGGCGACUAUGUGGCCGGCGCUGACCCCCGGCAGGACUCUCCAGCCUACCAGCCGCUGGUGUGGUUCUGGAUCCUGCUCGGCCUGGCCUACUUCGCCUCGGUGCUCACCACCAUCGGGAACUGGUUGCGAGUGGUGUCCCGGCGAACUCGGGCAGAGAUGGGCGGCCUCACGGCGCAGGCUGCCAGCUGGACCGGCACGGUGACGGCGCGGGUGACCCAGCGAGUCGGGCCCACCGCACCGCCGGAGAAGGAGCGGCCCCUGCUGCCCCCACCGCCCUGCCUCGCGCAGCCGGUCAGCAAGCCCCCGUCCCCCGCGCCCGCGCCCGCGCCGGAGGAGAAGCCCGAGACGCCGUCCCCGCCCACGGCCUCCGCCCUGGACUACCCCAGCGAGAACCUGGCCUUUAUCGACGAGUCCUCGGACACGCAGAGCGAGCGCGGCUUCGCGCAGCCCCGCGCGCCGCGGGGGCGCCGCCGCCCCAACCCCCCAAGGCGGCCUGCGCGGCCCCGGGGCCCCGGGCGUGCCCGGGACAAUGGCGUGCAGGUGUAGGGGCGGGACCCCCGGCCCGGGCCUCUCCUCCGGCUCCGUUCCAGCCCCUUUCCCGGCAUGCUUGGCUUCUUGGACCAAAGAGCCCGCUUCCGACGCCGCCGCCGCCGAAGCCUGGGGUGGCGGCCGCGGGGUGCCUGCCCGCCGCCCCUCGCCCCUGGCGCAUUCCUCACUGCCACCCAUUUCUGUGUCGCUGCCCGGACCGGGCCUGUCCCUCACAGCGCCUCACGACUGUGCCUCAAAGCCUGCAACCAAUAAAGGGAACCGGUCUGCACCGCA
Messenger RNA from Oryctolagus cuniculus (rabbit), 2393 nucleotides. RefSeq names its product potassium two pore domain channel subfamily K member 4 (gene KCNK4). NCBI's taxonomy places the organism in Eukaryota, Metazoa, Chordata, Mammalia, Lagomorpha, Leporidae. Gene Ontology annotation, biological process: potassium ion transmembrane transport; stabilization of membrane potential. The record is from RefSeq and is a predicted model, not a curated record. Gene Ontology annotation, cellular component: plasma membrane. Gene Ontology annotation, molecular function: outward rectifier potassium channel activity; potassium ion leak channel activity.